AUGAAGAAGCGGUGGGGUCGUGGAGGGGCCCUAUGUCUAGACCCAACUGCAACAGCUGCUGCAGCAGCAGCAGCAGGUGCUGCUGCUGCUGAUGCUGCUGGGGAUCCGCUAGGAGCAGCAGAUACGGCUGCUCCUACCCCUUCUUCAUUCUGCAGCAGCAGCAACAGCUGCAGCCCUUGCAACAACAGCAGCAGCACCUCUGAUGCCGUCCCUAGCAGCAAACUAGCGAUCAACAGCGGCAAUGGUGCAGGCAACAGCAGCAACACCAGCAACACCAGCAGCAGCAGCAACAACAGCAGCCCUACGGAUAGCAGCAGCAGCAGCGACCCUGCAUUGGGCCGCAGCAGCAGCAGCAGCAGCAGCAGCAUCCAUCUAUUCACUGGGGCGCCAUCAACGCAGAACAUCACGCCUGGUGCAUUAACAGUUGCUGCUUCUGCUGCUGCAGCAGCUGCUGCCUUUGAAGACAUCCGACGGGCUACAACCAGGGCCAAGGAGGGGCUGAGACUCAGCAGCACCAGCAACAGCAGCAACAGCAGCAGCAGCAGCAGCAGCAGCAGCUUUUCCUCGCCAACCGCCAGAGUGACGCCGGUUCUGUGUUUAGAUGGCAGCAAGCUGGGGCCUCAAGAGAAGCAGCAGCAGCAGAAUCAGCAGCAGCAGCAAGGGGAAUUAGAUAGACAAGACGAGCAGCAGCAGGAGGAGGAGCAGCAGCAGCAGCUGCUGCUGUUGCAGCAGCAAGAUGGGUCCAGGUUGAACCCACUGCUACCGGAGCUUCUUAAUCCCCGUCUCCUGGGGCCUUCAUUCUGUCGCUCAAACUCUCUGCUGCAGCCAGAAGCACACAGACCACUGCAGCGGCAGCAGCAGCAGCAGCAGCAGCAGAAGCUGCUGUGGCUAGCCCCUGGUUCUGCCGCGUUUGCAAGGCUUUUGCUGCAGCAGCAGGAAGGCGCUGGCGAUGUACCUGAGGAGGGGGCGAGCACUUCAGCAGCAGCAGGAGCCCCAGCAGCAGCAGCAGCAGGUGCUGCUGCUGCUGCUGCUGCUGCUGCUGCUGCUGCUGCAGAUCCAAUGGGCAGCUGGGAAUAUGCAUUUGACCCGCGGAACUUCGAGGCAUUUGUUAUGGAGAGCAAACGGAGAGCAUUUGCUGCAAUUCAUGCAGCAUUUAAACAGGCAGACGCAGGGGGGGCCCAAUCGGAAGCAGCAGACAGCUGGAGCAGCAGCAGCAGGGACGUCAGCAGCAGCAGCAGCAGCAUCAGCAGCAGCAGCGCAGCAGAGUUUGCAGCAAUGGUUGACUUUCAGCUGUCUCUUCUCUACCUCACGGGGUCCUUGCUGCAGCAAAAGGAAGAGCUGCUGCAGCGGACUCGCGACCAGACUCUGCAGCAGCAGCAGCAGCAGCUUGAUGCAGCAGAGCAGCAAUCCCGCAAACUUCACCAAGCAACAGCUGCAGAGGGGUCGAGAAGCCGCCAGGCGUGGGGUGAGGGGUUGGGCGGCUCUGUGUCUGAGCGUUUGCUGGAGGAGACAGCGGAGUUGAACAGGAGAUUAGAUGAAGUGAUGGAGGAGAGAGACAGGCUGCACCGAGAAGUCUCAGCACUCAAAGCCCACCUCCGGACUUCAGCUGCACAGGCAGGGAACCACUCAGCGACCAGCAGCAGCAGCAGCAGCAGCGGCAGCAGCAGCAGUAGUCAGCCUACGCUUCCGGAUGAAUGCAACAACAAGAAAGAGGGCAGCAGCAGCAGCAGCAGCAGCAGCAGCAGCAGCAGCAGCAAGAGGGGCUUCGGCAUUCGCCUGCGAGGGAAUGAGAGGAGAUGCAGUUUGGGGCCCAUCAUCCCUUCGCUACGGCGUAGCUCGCUUGCAACAUGGUGUGAUUCUGCUGCUGCUGCUGCUGCUGCUGCUGAUGCUGAUGCUGCUGUCUCAGCUGCUGAACCAGCAGCUGCUGCUGCGAUGCCCCCUGCAGCAGAGCCUCCUUCUGGUGCUGCCGUUAGAUGGAGUAGCCGCCGCCUCAGUCAGAGUUUAGAUAUUUCUCUUCAGCCCUCGCUGCAUGCAAGCGGUAGUGGUGUGCAGUCGCAGCAGCAGCAGCAACAGCAGCAACAGCAGCAGCAACUGCAGCUGCAGCAGCAGAACCGGCAAAAGACACUCCAAGAGGAACUGUCGGAGGCGGCUGUCUUGAGCUGCAGCAGCAAAUGCAAUCAACCCAGAAUGCGCAUGCAGCAGCCCAAUGCUGUUGCUGCUGCAGUAGACGCUGCUGCAGCAGACAGCAGCAGCAAAGGCGACAGCAUCAGCCCAAGGGAUAACUGCAGCAGCAGCAGCAGCAGCAGCAGCAGCAGCAGUGGAGCUGCUUGCAGCAGCAUUGUACAGGGACCAUCGGGAUUGCUGCUGAAGGCAGCUGCUGCUUGCGCUCAGCUGCUGCACGCAGCAGCAGAUAAUACUGAGGCGGCACUUGAUCGCUACAUUGAAGCGUUUGCUCAUGCGGCUACUGGGGCAUAA
Messenger RNA from Eimeria acervulina, 2475 nucleotides. RefSeq lists its product as hypothetical. Lineage: Eukaryota; Apicomplexa; Conoidasida; Eucoccidiorida; Eimeriidae. The record is from RefSeq and is a predicted model, not a curated record. The transcript has 6 exons. The coding region runs from base 1 to 2475 and encodes 824 amino acids.